AUGGCUGUUUUGAAUGAAGAUAGGUUUCUUGCUCGAAUUGGAAUGAGUAAUCAAUCUGAAACAGGAUUUGGCGGAGAUGGACCAUCACUUAAGUCAAAUAUUAUAAACCUUAUAUCUGCUGUUCGAACACUAAUGAGAAGUAAUUCCAUUAAUAGUCGUGAACAUUCUGGUGAUAAUUUAUGA
Molecule: messenger RNA, 183 nt
Organism: Dentiscutata erythropus
Lineage: Eukaryota; Fungi; Glomeromycota; Glomeromycetes; Diversisporales; Gigasporaceae
Source: the annotation of a GenBank genome assembly